AUGGCAGCUAGAGAAGAGGAAACGUCACCGGAGAAAAUGAAAACCGAGGCGGCCGUGAAAGGAGAAGAGGAAGCAGACGACGAGCACGAUUCCAAGGAGAGAGUUCUACAGAGAUACUUUCUGCAAGAGUGGAAGCUCGUUAAAUCCCUUCUCGAUGAUAUUGUCUCGAAUGGCCGCGUCGUCGAUCCUUCCUCUGUUCAGAAGAUCCAAUCCAUCAUGGAUAAAUACCAGGAGCAAGGUCAACUAGUGGAGCCCUACUUAGAGAGCAUAGUGUCUCCGCUAAUGUUAAUCGUCCGCUCGAAAACAGCUGAAUUGGAUUCGAGAUCUCAUGAGAUUCUCGAAAUAAUCAAGCCCAUAUGCAUCAUUAUCUAUACUCUAGUCACGGUCUGUGGUUACAAAGCUAUUAUCAAGUUUUUUCCGCAUCAAGUAUCCGAUCUGGAACUCGCCGUGUCGCUCCUGGAGAAGUGCCAUAGCACGACUUCUGUUUCUUCGUUGAGGCAAGAAAGCACUGGAGAAAUGGAGGCCAAAUGCGUUACUCUCUUGUGGCUUUCGAUCCUUGUGUUGGUUCCGUUUGAUAUUUCGUCUGUUGAUACAAGCAUUGCAAACGAUAAGAGCUUCGGUGUGGACGAUCUUGCUCCUUUGGUAUUGAAGAUUUUAAGUUUCUGUAAAGACUAUCUUUCCAAUGCUGGACCGAUGCGGAGGAUAUCGGGAUUGCUCCUCUCUAAGCUUUUAACGCGUCCUGAUAUGGGAAAGGCGUUUACAAGUUUUGUUGAGUGGACACAUGAAGUUUUAUCUUCUAAGGAAGAUAGUGUGGUGAACCACUUUCGCUUGCUUGGUGUGAUGGAGGCUCUUGCCGCCAUUUUCAAGACUGCUAGCCCGAAACUGUUGAUGGAUGUGCUUCCUACUGUUUUAAAUGAUGUGACCGUGCUAAGCAAAUCAAAGGCAGCAACGAAAAGUCCUCUGCUUCGCAAGUAUUUGAUCAAGCUAACUCAGAGGAUAGGACUUGUUUGUCUUCCUCAUCGCUCACCUUCCUGGCGCUAUGUGGCUCACACCGCCUCCCUUUCUGAGAAUAUGUCUACAAGUUCGACCCAAAGAUUGGCGCCGGAUCAUGCCGUCACUGCCGUCUCACAACCGGAAAGUUCGGAUGAGCAAGAGGAUGAAGAUAUGGAUGUUCCAGAAAUCUUAGAAGAGAUCAUUGAAAUGCUACUCUCUGGUUUGAGAGACUCGGACACUGUGGUUCGCUGGUCUGCUGCAAAGGGUAUAGGUCGUGUAACUUCACGACUAACAUCUGUUCUUUCCGAAGAGGUGCUGUCAUCUGUAUUGGAGCUGUUUUCGCCAGGAGAGGGAGAUGGUUCAUGGCAUGGUGGGUGUCUGGCUUUAGCUGAACUUGCUCGUAGAGGGUUACUGUUGCCUAGAAGUUUCCCACAAGUUGUCCCAGUUAUUGUGAAGGCACUCCAUUAUGAUGUCCGUAGAGGUCCACAUAGUGUUGGAUCUCAUGUGCGUGAUGCAGCUGCCUAUGUUUGUUGGGCAUUUGGGCGGGCUUAUUACCACAAAGAUAUGAAAAACGUCCUGGAUCAGCUUGCUCCAGAUUUAUUGAUAGUGGGUUCCUUUGAUAGAGAGGUGAACUGUAGAAGGGCUGCUGCCGCUGCUUUCCAAGAGAACGUUGGAAGGCAAGGAAAUUACCCUCAUGGGAUUGACAUAGUGAACAUAGCUGACUAUUUUUCCCUUUCGUCUCGGGUUAACUCUUACCUUCAGGUUGCUGUUUCCAUUGCUCAGUAUGAAGGUUAUCUAUAUCCUUUUGUGGAUGAGUUGCUAUACAACAAGAUCUGCCACUGGGAUAAAAGCUUGAGAGUACUUGCUGCAGAAACUCUUGCUGCUCUUGUCAAAUACGAGCCUAUCCACUUCGCCAAUUAUGUGCUGGAGAAGCUAGUUCCCUGUACCCUUUCAACUGAUCUGUGCAUGCGUCAUGGUGCAACAUUGGCAGCUGGAGAGGUUGUGUUAGCUCUGCACCAGUCUGGCUAUGUCCUUUCUACUGAUAUCAAUAAGCGUAUGGCUGGGAUUGUUCCUGCCAUUGAGAAAGCACGCCUUUAUCGUGGAAAAGGUGGAGAAAUAAUGCGAUUGGCGGUCUCACGGUUUAUUGAGUGUAUCUCGUUAUCGCAUGUGACAUUAUCUGAGAGAACCGAAGGGAUCCUGCUUGAUACCCUCACUGAGAAUUUAAGACAUCCCAAUUCUCAAAUUCAGAAUGCAGCUGUCAAUGCUAUUAAACAGCUUCUGCAAUCCUAUCUCAUUGGAAAUGAUAAAAAAUGCGUUGAUUUAAUAUCAAAACACCUAAAACAUCUGACGGACCCAAACGUAGCUGUUCGAAGAGGCUCUGCACUUGCACUAGGUGUUUUGCCGUAUGAACUAUUGAUUGCAAAAUGGAAGGAUGUUGUUUUGAAGCUAUGCAGUGCGUGUAAGAUAGAGACGAAUCCUGAAGAUAGAGAUGCUGAGGCACGCAUGAAUGCUGUUAAGGGACUCACAUCCGUGUGUGAGACUCUUACUCAGCAAACUGCUAGUGCUCUUGAAAAUGAUGACCUGUCUCUUUUUCUUCUGAUCAAGACUGAAGUGAUGGAUACUUUACUGAAAGCUCUUGAUGACUAUUCUGUUGAUAACAGAGGUGAUGUAGGCUCUUGGGUUCGUGAAGCUGCAAUCCAUGGACUUGAGAUAUGUACAUAUAUCCUCUGUAAGAAAAUCGGCACAGGCGAUCAUAACAACGAUAACUCCUUACAUUUCGAUUCAAAUCUGGCGACCCGUCUUAUUGGAGGUAUUGUGAAGCAAGGAGUGGAGAAAAUGGAUAAAUUAAGAGAAACCUCCGCAAAAGUUCUUCAAAGGAUUUUGUAUCACAAAACUGUAACCGUCCCUUUCAUACCUCAUAGAGAAAAACUGGAAGAAGUUAUUCCCAACGAAGAAGGCCUACGAUGGGCGGUCCCGACCGUCUCUUUCCCACGUUUCGUUCAGUUAUUAGCAUUCCGUUGUUACAGCAAAGAGUUGAUGUCUGGACUAGUAAUUUCGACCGGAGGAUUACAAGAGUCACUCCAAAAGGCUUCAUUCUCUGCAUUGCUGCAGUAUAUGAUGGGGGAAGGUGAAGAAGAAGCUAAAGACCCUGAAGAACAAUGCUCCAGAGAGUCUGCAUUGUUUGAGGACAUCCUCUGUGUACUUCAAGAGUACAAGAAAUGUGACCGAGUUAUCAUACCCUGUCUCAAGACAAUUGAAGAGCUCUUCGGCGAAAACAUCUUUCAGAAUGAAGAGGCUUAUACCUUGAGUUUCUACAAGGGAGUGGUGGAUUCGUUAGCCAUCGAACUAAGAGCGUCAAAGGAAUUCGCAAAGUUAGAGGCAGGCAUUAAAAUACUUGGAUCUGUUGCUUCAGUCUCGGAACCAAUCAGCAAACAAGCCUUCUCUCAGCUUCUAUCAUUCCUUGCCCACCGAUACCCAAAGAUCCGAAAGGAGGCAGCAUUAGAAGCCCAUUUAGCGCUCCUUCAAAACAGUAUCUUAGUAGCGGAGGACAAGGUUGAGAAUGUUGAAGAUAUAAUAACUAACUCUUAUUGGGAUGCUGACAUGGAAUCAACCAAAUCUCAGAGGUUAGAGUUGUGUGAAUUGAUUGGUUUAGAUCAUGGAGUUGUGUUCAGGACCAGAAACAGAACUGUGACUAAGGGUAUCGCCGUAACUGCUUCGGACGAGAAUGCGGCUUACUCAUCUCUGGUCGAUUCCUCUGGCUUCUGA
This is a messenger RNA of Microthlaspi erraticum, 3759 nucleotides long. NCBI's taxonomy places the organism in Eukaryota, Viridiplantae, Streptophyta, Magnoliopsida, Brassicales, Brassicaceae. The record is from the annotation of a GenBank genome assembly.